AUGAUGCCAAACUCCAACAGGCUUCGUAGGUACUCACCACCAUCCCCUUCAAACCCGGGAAAGCCUCCCCUAUUAUAUAUCUCCUCCAGCCCUUCUGGCAGCCCAAUCGGCAGCACUGCUGUCAACCUCCCCGGCGGAACCAACGGUAACCACUCCGGCAACCACUCCAACACCUCCUUUAGUUACUUUGAGUCUACCGACGAUGACCACCCUGCACCUGAUCUUCCACGCCAUCCCUACCAACGUGUCUUAAACAUCAUCUGUGGCUAUACUCCCGCAAAGCUUCAGCAGCCACACCGCCGUUAUAAUGAAUUUGUUAUUAUAGGAAGAGAGACUUGGAGACCAUCAGCUACUCUCCUAACCGAAAGGGUUCAUAGAAAAUCAUGGGACAGCUUUCUGACAGAUCGACUACUCAGGUCGACUACUACAUGGGCUCAAUGGGAGAAAGAUUUUCAGAAGCUUUAUUCAACUGCCCCUCAAAUGCGAGAGUGUUUUCUCACGCAUGGAUGGGACGAUACAGCUAAACUACCACAUCAUUUAUCCCCUUCUGUCAGAUCUCUUCGAACCAUCAAGUCUGUUCUUCACUCUUGGUAUCCCAGUCUCGACAACCAGGUAACAAUUGUCUUCCAAUACGCUCCGCCAGCUAUCUCAACAACCAUUACUCGCAACCGUCACUUGCACCACCCCUCCAGACAGCACAGCUCGGAGCCAACAGUUAGACCAAACUCAUUUGCUGAAGAUAAUUAUACCGAGACUGAGCCUGAUAUUGAGCUUUUCACAAUUCAAGAGAUGUUUAGCCUACCCGAAAAUUAUACACACAAAGACAGCGACAACACCCCAGAAAGGACAGCGGCGGAAAACUUUCUCAAACAAACUAUUGCUAAGCAUGGAUUGACUGCAUUGGAUGGUUACGAGGCAGGAAUACCUCCUGACUAUAAGCGUCGCCGUAUUGGUAGCACAGAACUGUGA
Morchella importuna is the source of this 969-nucleotide messenger RNA. RefSeq lists its product as uncharacterized. Lineage: Eukaryota; Fungi; Ascomycota; Pezizomycetes; Pezizales; Morchellaceae. The coding region runs from base 1 to 969 and encodes 322 amino acids. The transcript is spliced from 2 exons. The record is from RefSeq and is a predicted model, not a curated record.